Messenger RNA from Acipenser ruthenus (sterlet), 5814 nucleotides. RefSeq names its product calsyntenin-2-like. The record is from RefSeq and is a predicted model, not a curated record. Lineage: Eukaryota; Metazoa; Chordata; Actinopteri; Acipenseriformes; Acipenseridae. The transcript has 17 exons. Gene Ontology annotation, cellular component: cell surface; postsynaptic membrane. Gene Ontology annotation, biological process: positive regulation of synaptic transmission; homophilic cell-cell adhesion; positive regulation of synapse assembly. Bases 157 to 2988 code for a protein of 943 amino acids. Gene Ontology annotation, molecular function: X11-like protein binding; calcium ion binding; amyloid-beta binding.
GUUCAGUGAUCAGCGCUGAACAUUCUGUUCUGUGUGUCUUACGAACAAGUGCAUCUUUUUCUUCUCCAUUUCGUUAUUGUUGCUGCUUGCAAGAAAAAGAAAAAAAACACACACACUCCAAAGCACCACUGGGGUCAGCGUGCCCUCUUCCUCGCCAUGGAGAAUCUAAGAAUAUCCUUGAUGCUUAUCUUGGUAACGAUGGGGCUUCGCAACGUCCUUGCAGGCAAAGUAAACAAGCACAAGCCUUGGAUUGAGACCUCCUACCACGGAGUGAUCACUGAAAACAAUGACACGGUCCUGCUGGAUCCACCUCUGAUGGCCCUUGACAAGGAUGCUCCAGUUCCGUUUGCAGGCGAGAUUUGCGCUUUCAAAAUUCACGGAGAGGACGCUCCUUUUGAAGCUGUGGUGCUGAACAAGACAUCUGGCGAGGGGCUUCUCCGAGCAAGCAGCCCCAUUGACUGUGAACUUCAGAAGGAAUACACAUUCAUCAUCCAGGCGUAUGACUGCGGAUCCAGGGCUAGCGGAACAAACUGGAAGAAGUCGCACAAGGCGGUGGUGCACAUCCAGGUGAACGAUGUGAACGAGUUUGCUCCCACGUUCAGAGAGCCCGUGUACAAAGCGACCGUCACUGAGGGGAAGAUCUACGACAGCAUCCUGCAGGUGGAGGCGGCGGACGAGGACUGCUCCCCCCAGUACAGCCAGAUCUGCAACUAUGAGAUUGUCACUCCUGAUAUCCCCUUUGCUAUCGAUCGCAAUGGCAACAUUCGAAACACAGAGAUACUGAGCUAUGACAAGGAGCAGCAGUACAAAAUCAUGGUGACUGCCUACGAUUGUGCUCAGAAAAAAGCCACAGAUGAUGUGUUGGUGCGCAUUGAUGUCAAGCCAGUUUGCAAACCUGCAUGGCAAGGCUGGAACAAACGGGUUGAGUAUGAGCCCGGCACCGGCAGCAAACCGUUAUUUCCCACAAUGCACCUCGAGGUGUGUGAUGGGCCUGUCUCAUCUAUCCGGGUCACCGUGGAGCUGCAGACAAACCACAUCGGGAAAGGGUGUGACCGGGAGACAUACUCCGAGAAAUCUUUACAGAAACUGUGUGGGGCCUCAUCAGGAAGUACUGACUUGCUCCCAGCUUCCAGUGCCACAACAAACUGGACAGCCACCCUCCUGACAGACAGCGGACGGGACAGUGACCUGAUAUUCAGAUUCGACGGCAGGCAGGCGGCCAAGAUCCCUGAUAGAGUGGUGCCGAAGAAUCUGACCGACCAAUUCACGAUCGCCACAUGGAUGAAGCAUGGCCCCAGCCCAGGACUCAGAGCUGAGAAAGAAACCAUUCUCUGCAAUUCAGAUAAAACUGAGAUGAAUCGGCACCACUAUGCAUUCUACGUGCAUAACUGCCGGCUGGUGUUUCUGCUGCGCAGGGAUUUCCACCAGGUUGACACAUUCCACCCUGCUGAGUACCACUGGAAACUGGAACAGAUUUGCGACAAAGAAUGGCACUACUACGUGAUAAACGUGGAGUUUCCCGUUGUGACCUUGUACGUUGACGGGGUGACUUACGAACCAUACCUGGUGACUGACGACUGGCCGAUACACCCCUCUCAAAUUGACAUGCAGCUCACAGUCGGCGCAUGCUGGCAAGGGGGUGAAGUGAUAAAGCCACAAUUCACCCAGUAUUUCAGAGGCAGCCUCGCUGGCCUCACCAUCCGCCCAGGCAAGAUUGAGAGCCAGAAAGUGAUCUCCUGCCUCCAGGCGUGCAAGGAGGGUCUGGAUAUCAAUUCUCUGGAGAGCCUGAGUCAGGGGAUAAAGUUCCACUUCAAUCCUUCUCAGUCAACACUCGUCAUGGAGGGAGAUGACAUAGAGUACAUCAAUCAGGCCCUGCGGAAAGUGUCGUACAUCAACUCCAGACAGUUCCCCACUCCAGGCAUCAGGCGUCUCAAAACCUCUACUACAGUACAGUGCUACGGUGAAGAUACCUGCAUCUCCAUCCCUGACGUCGAUGCCUUUGUAGUGGUUCUGCAGCCCAGCGAGCCCCGGAUAACAAUCACUGGGAUGGACCACUUCGCCCGACUGGACACAGAGUUUGAGAGCUCUGAGGGACUGGUGCUUUUCCCCAACGUCCGAAUCAUCAGCACUGUCACCAAAACAGACCUGCCGCCGCAGGGAAAAGCUCACAAGCAUGGCAGGCAGGAGGAAAUCAUUCACAAUCUGGAUUACUGUGAUAUUCUGGUUAUCGGGAAUGAACUGAACCCAGACCAGGAGAGCCUGCAACUCAAUAGGAAUGAGCUGCACGGAAAGCAUUUGGAUGCAACAAACUCUACUUCUGGAAUUUCCAUCUACGGUGUGGAUACCAUGUCCAACUACGAGCAAGUACUGAGACAGGUGCGAUAUCUGAACUGGCACAGCGCCGGCAUUUUCGGAAGGAGGUUCAGGCUAACAUGCUCAGAGCUGAAUGGAAGAUACACGAGCAACGAGUUUAAUUUAGAGGUUAAUGUCCUGCACAACUCAAAUUCCAUGGAGCACGUGAAUCACAUGGCAGUUCAACCUCAGUACUUCCAGGCAAUUCCCCACCCAGUGAUGAGGCACAAUGUAAACAGCGCCCACAGCUCGGCAAUUCCAAGCGCUGCCACCGUUGUGAUUGUGGUGUGUAUCAGCUCUCUGCUCCUCAUCGUAGUGCUGGGAAUCUACAGGAUUCGAGUGGCCCGCCUGCACUCCUCUGAGAGCGGGGGAGGUGCAAAGGAAAACCAAAUGGAUUGGGACGACUCGGCGCUGACUAUUACCGUCAACCCCAUGGAGAACUAUGAAGAGCCGCAGCAGGCUAAUGAAGAGAGCGAUGAAGAGGAAGAGGAGGAGGAAGACGAGUUGGAGGAAGAUGACAUCACGAGUGCGGAAUCAGACGUCAGCGAUGACGAGGAGGCAGUGACCAUGGAGGGCCAGCGCGACGGCAGGAGGAGAGAGCAGCUGGAGUGGGACAACUCAACACUACGUUAUUAGACAACCUUUCCUCUCCACCACCCCUGAAACACCUAUAGCAUCUUUGCUUGUUUCUAAGGCUACUGAUUCAUUAGCAAGACUCUGAGUUAGUGAAGUGGUGUGACUUUGGUUUAAAAAGUGGGGGAGAAGUUUCUGUAGCUGAUGCAUGCAUAAAGAUUAUUCUAUCUGAAAUAAUGAAAAGGUGAGGGGACAUGUCCCUCAUGUAAAUUACGCCUAUGAGUAGUCUAUCACAUACAGAAGUGUCCUAGUGCCAAUUAAAAAAAAAAAAAAAAGGACUUUCUAGGAGAUAAAGUCCUACGUGGGAUUUUUUUUUAUUAUUAUUUUAUUUUUUAAUUAGGACGCUUCCCUGUAAUUACAUGUUUAACUCGGCAGACAGAAACCUCACACCUUAUAAAAUGUUGUCCUCUGCUGGCUAGGAAAGUGUACUGCACUGUUUUUAUGGUAACCCACUUUUUAAUUUUACUGCAAUAUAGGACAAAGGUUUUCAUUUGCAUAUUUCAUGCAGCAGUUUUUUUUUUUUUUUUUUUUUUAAUGACAGCAUUUUUUCUUCUGCAAAUGUUUCAAUCUGUCUGUACUCCCACUCCUGGCUGAAAUGUGUUCAUUUUUUUAUUAUUAACUCAAAUUACUUUAAUUGAUUUUUAAAUAUGCUUCAACUAAACUGGCCUACAUGAAUCCCCCAACACUGGAUUUUUUAAAAUCCACCUGGGCCCACUCUUUAAAUCUUCGUGGACCUGCACUAAGGUUUUCUUAAAGGUGUUGGAUCAGUCUUGUUAAACAAUCUGUAGUCUUUGUCUGAACUUCUUCAAUAUCUUCUUAAUAUAUAAAGAAUAAAGUUUGUCUGUCUGUUUGUUAAUUUAUGCAUUCGGACCCCGUAGGAGCCAGUGCAACCAAACUUUGCAUGACCUCCUCUUUCAUCCAGGGGAAGGUCGAGGGCUAUGUUUGGAUCCAACAUUUUGACCCCCGGGGUACUUUAUUUAGUAACCCUAUUGCUGGAUCACUACAGUAGCCGUGUAUCUCAAAUUAAAGAAACCCACAAAACCAAAAACAAAAACAAUUAAAAUUUAAAAUGGAAAAAACCAAAAACAAAAAAAGAAGUUGAAAAAAGGGAAAGGGGUCCGUGCGUAUUGUGCGACACCCAAGAUCGGUAACUUAUAGGAAACCAUAAGGCUAUGUUCCCCAAUUUGUCAUGCAUGAAAUAUUUAAAUAUUGAAUUUCCCCGGGCAAUGCCGGGUACUUCAGCUAGUACUGUAUAUAGAAAUUAUGCCUGUUAAUAGCUUUUUCACAUAUUGUCUGGGUCCAAAGCAGUUUGUCAACCUGUGACUUUUGUAACGUAUUGUUUUGUCACCUGUUCGGUAGCCCAUGAGGUCAGAAAGCAAAGUUCUCUUGUAUGCAUUAUAUAGGCUAUUGUGCACCCUUCUAUCGUGUAAACCUAUAAGUGUUUUCUUUCAUAUAAACUUUGUUAAUAAAAAGUUGCGAUCUUUUAAUAUCUUCAAUCCGUCAAUGGAAUAUAUAUGAUAUUUUAUUUACAGACUUUGUAAAAUUUUAAAUUACCAAAUGAGCUGUAUUUAUUUUAAGCAAAAAGAAUUCAGAAUUCUUAUGCAGAAGUUUUUUUGGUUUUUUUUUGCGUCGUUGUUUUUCAUGUAACUUUUUACCAAAUGUUUAGUGAUUUAUUUAUUUAUGUAAAUAUAUUUAUUUUUCUGGUAGUUCACGCUGACACAUUUCAAGUGAAGAGACCGAUUUUUUUUUUUUUUUUUAUGCUGUUCUGUAAAUACCAGUUAGGAUAGUUACAAUUAGACAGUAACUCUAAGGUUGAGUGGUUUAUAUAUUUACAUUACGUCCUUCUUAACUUCUAGCAAAUAUGUGUCUCUCUGUUUAUCAUGGAUAUGGAAAAAAGAGUAUGAGACACACAAAAGAAAAUCCCCAGUAUCCAAACACACAGUAUACAAGUAGCGUGAGUCCUGCAUGAUCAGAAGUAAGACCUUAAAAAACAAGUUGAAAUCAACUGCCGCUCCUGCCCCGUGAUUUUUCAUAUCCCUUCAACCAGUUUUCACAAAGUUGGUUUAUACUGUACAUUCACUGAUACAACUUCUGGCUACACUUUACCAGAAUACUAUUUUAAAAGGGCAGUUCUCCGUACGUGGGUAUGUAAUAUUUAACAUUACGCAUUUAAAUCAGUGGCCUCCUGUCAUUACUACAUGUAGUACUAGAAAGAAAAGACUCCGGUCUCGGUUUAAUUAAAAGCACUGAAAUAGCUUUUAUACAUAGCAAUGACAGAGGGGUCCAUUGUUAUGACUGGAUCUCUCUUGGUGUUUUUACCAUUUGAUUUAGCUGAGAGAAUAUACUUUCUGAAACUAUGUAUAGAUUACAAGCAGGGGUGCGGUAGCACCCCCUGGCUUUGCAUGGCUUCCAUCAUAUACUGGGGUUACAGUUUUGUUCAAUGGCUUUCAGCACCCCCACUUUAAAAAUGGUUCCAGUGCCACUGAUUACAAGUGAAGUUUGUUGCAAUGAGUAAUAGGAAUACAUAUGCUUAAUUCAUGUGCUUGUGAUGACUCUGUUGUGAUCCUCGGUCCAUGAUAUUUUAGCUUUUUAAGUUUGCAUUGUCAGGUUUUGACCGUUUUACAUAUAAUCAUGACUUAUAAAAUGUCUGUUGUAAUAGAUUAAAAAAAAAAAAAGUAUAUUUAAAAAUGCCAACUCUGUAAAAUGUGUAAAAUGUAUUUAUUUUUAUUUUUUUUAGGUUUAAUUUAUUUAUUUAUUUAUUUAUUUUUUGGUCACAACAGCACUUUCUGUACAUCGGCCAAUAAAAACUGGUUUUAGGAUUCAGCUGAA